AAGCCUAACUACCACCAGGCCAUCACGGAUCCGGGACACUGCCACAAACCAACUACCACCGCGCUCCGCUUCAUAAAAAGCGUCCCCUGCGCGCGCCACCACCACGCCGUGCGCGCUCUGUCUCGCCGACGGCCGGCCGGCAGCUAACCAGCAAGCCAUGGACGCGGCCUCCUUCCUCCCUGUGGCGCUGGCCCUGGUGGCCAUCGUCCCCAUCUCGCUCCUCCUCCUGAACCGGCUCCUCUACGGCAAACUGCCCCCGGGGCCGCGGCCGCGGCCCGUGGUGGGCAACCUGUUCGACGUGCAGCCCGUGCGGUGCCGGUGCUACCAGGAGUGGGCGCGCCGGUACGGGCCCAUCAUGACGGUGUGGUUCGGCUCGUCGCCCACCGUGGUGGUGUCGACGUCGGAGCUGGCCAAGGAGGUGCUCAAGACCCACGACCAGCAGCUCGCCGACCGCCCGCGGGACCGGUCCUCGGAGCGCUUCAGCCGCGGCGGGCAGGACCUCAUCUGGGCGGACUACGGCCCGCACUACAUCAAGGUGCGCAAGCUCUGCAACCUGGAGCUCUUCACGCCGCGCCGGCUCGAGGCGCUUAGGCCCAUCCGCGAGGACGAGGUCACCGCCAUGGUCGAGUCCGUCCACACAGCCGUCACCGCGCCUGGCAAAGAAGGGAAGCCAGUGGUGGUGCGGAACUACAUGUCGAUGGUGGCCUUCAACAAUAUCACGCGGCUGGCCUUCGGGAAACGGUUCAUGAACGCGGCCGGCGAGCUGGACGAGCAAGGACGCGAGUUCAAGACGAUCGUCACCAACGGGAUCAAGAUCGGCGCGUCCCUCUCCAUCGCGCAGUACAUCCGGUGGCUGAGGUGGCUGGCCCCGCUCGACGAGCAGCUCUUCAAAGCCCACGGCGAUCGGCGCGACCGCCUCACCGUGAAGAUCAUGGAGGAGCACGCCAGGGCCCUCAAGCAGCGCGGCGCCAAGCAGCACUUCGUCGACGCGCUCUUCACCCUCAGGGACCAGUACGACCUCAGCGACGACACCGUCAUCGGCCUCCUCUGGGACAUGAUCACCGCUGGUAUGGACACGACGGUGAUAUCGGUGGAGUGGGCGAUGGCGGAGCUGGUGAGGAACCCCAGGGUGCAGGAGAAGCUGCAGGAGGAGCUGGACCGCGUCAUCGGCCACGACCGGGUCUUGUUGGAGACGGACUUCCAGAACCUGCCUUACCUGCAGGCCGUCGUCAAGGAGUCGCUCCGGCUGCACCCGCCGACGCCGCUGAUGCUCCCACACAAGGCCAGCACCCGCGUCAAGAUCGCCGGAUACGACAUCCCAAAGGGCGCCAACGUCAUCGUGAACGUGUGGGCGGUGGCGCGCGACCCCAAGGUCUGGGACAACCCGCUCGAGUUCCGGCCGGAGCGCUUCCUCCAGGAGAACAUCGACAUCAAGGGAGCCGACUUCCGCGUGCUGCCGUUUGGUGCUGGCCGGCGGGUGUGCCCCGGCGCACAACUCGGGAUCAACCUCGUGGCGUCCAUGAUCGGGCACAUGCUGCACCACUUCAGGUGGGCGCUGCCGGACGGGACCCGGCCGGAGGACGUGGACAUGAUGGAGUCCCCCGGGCUCGUCACCUUCAUGGCCACGCCGCUGCAGGCUGUCGCCACACCGCGCCUCGACAAGGAGGAGCUGUACAGGCGGGUGCCGUCUGAGAUGUGAUCGGCCUGCGGCCUAGCGUCUGCGUUGCUGGAUUCCGACGGAUUUGGAAGCCGAUGCCGUUGCAAAUUUGUGUGUCCACUAUCUCUUUUCUGGCGUUGUAGUUAUACGAGCAUUUGUGUACUUCAGAGCUUGCACGCUGAUCAUACACUUCGUUAGGCAGGAAUUUAUAAUUUUGGCAUCAAGAAAUCCGCUUAUACAA
This is a messenger RNA of Phragmites australis (common reed), 1898 nucleotides long. Its product is annotated as cytochrome P450 98A1-like. NCBI's taxonomy places the organism in Eukaryota, Viridiplantae, Streptophyta, Magnoliopsida, Poales, Poaceae. The transcript is spliced from 3 exons. Bases 158 to 1699 code for a protein of 513 amino acids. Gene Ontology annotation, molecular function: iron ion binding; oxidoreductase activity, acting on paired donors, with incorporation or reduction of molecular oxygen; monooxygenase activity. The record is from RefSeq and is a predicted model, not a curated record.